AUGAUCAUCUGUAACAAUAAUGUUAAUCAUUUUUGGAAAAAUAUAAAAAAGAAUAUAAGAUUAGAUGGUCGUACUUUUGAAGAUUCUAGAAAUGUUUGUAUAAAUUUUUUAAAGGAUUAUGGACAUGUAGAGAUAUCAAUUGGUUUUACAAAAGUUAUUUGUAAAAUAACAAGUGAAAUUGUAAAACCCCAUGAUAGGAAAUUAAAAGAAGGGAUAUUAAAAAUAAAUUUAGAUAUAGAUAAUUUUAUUGAAGAUAAUGAGAAUAGUGAUAAUAUGAGUGAUGAAUGUUUAGAAAUAAAAAAUAUUAUAGAUAGAGUAUUAAAAACAAGUAAUAUUAUAAAUUUUGAAUCAUUAUGUAUUAUUCCAGGUAAAAAAGUAUGGUGUAUAUGUAUAAAUAUUAUGGUAAUAGAAAAUGAUGGGAAUUUAACGGAUGCUUGUUAUUUAUCAGCUUAUUGUGGUUUAGUACAUUUUAAAAAUCAUCAAGUUAGAGUAAUAAAAAAUGGAGAUAUUAUAAUCGACAAAGAAGAGAUAAACUAUUCUCCUUUAUCAAUACUAAAUUCUCCAAUCGUAACUACCUUUGCUUAUUAUGAAGAACAUGACGUUUGUUUAAUUGAUCCUUGUUUACAUGAAGAAGAAUUUAUGUCUUCUAAAAUCUCUAUAGCAUUAAAUAAGAACGGUAAUUUAAUAAGUUUAUUAAAACCGGGUGGAAUACCAUUAGCUUGUUCACAUAUUAUGGAAUCUAUAGAAAUAGCCAAAAAAAGAAUACUUACUAUACUGAAAAUAUUAGAAGAUACUUUAGAAGAAGACAAAAAUAUAAGGAGUUAUCUAACAAAAAGAAAUCUGCAUGUUAAAUAUUCAUCAGCUCCUGUAACCAUUAGAUAUGAUAAUUCUUUUAAACUUAAACCAGAUAUCUCAUUAGAAAGGUAUACAAAAAAUACUCUAAUUUUUGAAGAUACUAUAAAAAAAAUUGAACAAUACAUACAAUAUAAUCAAGUCCAGGAAUGUUUAAAUAAUAUGAAUGUGAAACUUGAAGAAAAUGAUCAGGAGGAAAUAGAAACAUGUACUUUAAAAGGAGAAGGUAAUCUAAAUAAUCCGAAUUUUAUUGAUCCUAUGAGAAAUACUAAUUUAUUAAAUCCUACAGAUAUAACAAUAAUAAAAAGACAAGAAUUUGUGGAUAACCAUUAUGAUGCAAAUAAUAAUAAGUAUAACACACAAGCAAAUAAAACAUUCAAAAAAGAACUUAUUGAUUUUUCAAAUUUACUUACACAAAAUCAUAAGAAAAGUAAUAAUUUAUCUAAUAAUCAAAAAGAUAUUUCUGAGCAGCAUGAUAACUCACAAGAGUCAAGUGAUGAUGCAUCAACCAUAAGAAGUGACGAAUCUUCAGAUAUUGAUUUUUCCGUUGCAAUUAAUCAAAAUAUAAAAAAGAAAAAAUAA
This is a messenger RNA of Plasmodium falciparum 3D7, 1434 nucleotides long. RefSeq names its product exosome complex component RRP45 (gene RRP45). Gene Ontology annotation, cellular component: exosome (RNase complex); cytoplasm; nucleus. The record is from RefSeq and is a predicted model, not a curated record. NCBI's taxonomy places the organism in Eukaryota, Apicomplexa, Aconoidasida, Haemosporida, Plasmodiidae. Gene Ontology annotation, biological process: RNA processing.